AUGACCGUGUUGUUUUCCUGGUGCCUGGUGACUUCCACGCUGCUUGCAUCAACAUCCAUGGCCUUCCUGGUUGUUUCCCGCCGUCCAAGAAGAAUACCGACCUUCCAGAAGUAUUUCUCUCAACGGGGACAUGCCAGUAGUUCUACCAGAACCUUUACUACUACUGAUUCAGAUACGAUCAAUUGGAACGAUGACACCAACAACGACAAUAAUACUGACGCGUAUUGGUUGCGACAAAUACAAAAGCAAGGGGAAGCACGGAAGGAGUAUCAAUGGUUUCGACAAAUGUCAUCCUUGCCCUUUGAAUGUACCGGUUGUGGGAAAUGUUGCAAGACAAAGGGAAAUGUCUACAUGACUCCCGAAGAACACCAACAAGCCGCCGACUUGCUCGACAUGUCCAAGCAGGAAUUCAUUCAACACUAUGCCUCGCAUACUCUACUGGAAGAUUCCACCACCAACCCGGGAGAAGAAGAAGAAAGGAUGUGGAUUCGAUUACGAGAUCAUUCCACCACAACAACAACAACAACCACCAAUAAAGACCACCAGCAUGGCUGUAUAUUUCUGCAAGACGACAAUACGUGUCGCAUUUACGAUGCCAGACCCAUUCAAUGUUCCACGUAUCCGUUUUGGCCCAACAUUCUGGCCAGUCAACAGGCGUGGAAUGACGAAGUGAGACGGCCAGACGAUGAUAAUGAUGAUAAUCAUGACGACAAUCACCAAAAAAUACCACUCUGGACAAAAGAACAGGGCGGCUGUGAAGGCAUGAAGCUAGUCGUGACUGACGACGACGACGACGACGACAAAUUGGAUGAUGCAGAUGACCAAAGUAGUGUCAGUGUCCCCCGAGAACAAGUCUAUGAACAAGCCUUUUGGUAUGAGCACGAUGACAGGAGAUUCCCAAGAGGCAAGGAAAUACGCGUGAAACCAACUAGCUAG
Messenger RNA from Seminavis robusta, 936 nucleotides. The record is from the annotation of a GenBank genome assembly. Lineage: Eukaryota; Bacillariophyta; Bacillariophyceae; Naviculales; Naviculaceae.